GAAACACACACAUAGGGGGAGGCUUUGCGUUAUUUCUGUUCUACGAUCUGUCCUGUACAGUGCGGGUGAAGAGGUGCAGGAUCCAUCUCUGAGCCCACAGCUCGUUGUCCAUGCAGCUGCACUGAACCAUGUUUACUGUAGUGACUGAUCGAGUUGCUGCUUUUUUACAGAUUAGUCCAGUGGUUACCAAGUGUAACGGCAUAAAAUGGAAAUGAGCAAAUUACAGGAAGGCCGUCCCAAACUUCAAUAGAGCAACUGUUAGAUUAGUGGACAGAAAUUUAACAGAAACCCACUGCUGCUUUGUUCAAAAAUGGGGAUACUCUCGCUUUCCUGACUGAUGAAAACCAAACUCUUCUUAUUUUGCCAAACGUGCCGCUCUCUCUUCCAUCUUCACAUCAUCCUCGAAAACCGAAUUAAUUAAAAUCUAAAGCAAAUGCAGAAGAUAUUUUCCCUGGUCGUCUUCGCCUCCAUUGUGAACGAGGGCUAUGUGAACAUGGGCAGCGAGCGCCUCCACUGCGUCUUCAACAAGAACGCAGACGCCUGUAACUACGGCGUGUUCGUCGGCCUCGUGGGCCUGCUGGCGUGCUCCUUCUUCUUCCUGCUCGACUACAAGUUCUCCUCCAUCAGCUCAGUCAAAGACAGGAAGAAGGCUGUGAUGCUUGAGAUCGGCUUCUCGGGUUUCUGGGCCUUCCUGUACUUUGUAAGUUUCUGUUUCCUGGCCAAUCAGUGGUCUCGGACCACAGCCGAUGAGCUGCCACUCAACCAGGGGGCAGAUGCAGCCCGGGCAGCGAUCGCCUUCUCCUUCUUCUCCAUAAUCACCUGGGCUGGUCUAACAGUGCGUGCGGUCCAGAAGUAUCUGCUUGGUACAGACAUGACCCUGUUUACCACGGAGCACAUGGACGGCGGCGCCCCCACCCAGCCCUACCCCUCCAAUUCACCGGGGGGCGGCCCAACAGAGACCACAGAGACCUACCAGAGCCCACCCUUCACUGAGAACAACGCAGCACCCACAUACCAGCAAGCGCGGCAUCCUCAGAUCGGAGCAGAUCAAGAGAAAUAGACAACAAGAAGAGGAGAUACAGAAGAGGAGGCCACUUUGCAGUAUUCAAAAAAAGAUGAAGGAAUUAACAGUUGACUGACUCCACCACGAAGCAGUGGUAGAUGACUAAAUAUAGCGCAGAAGGCACAUCACAUCUUACUCUUUUCAUUCAUUGAAACAGUUACGGGGAAUGUCUCUUUAGCUACAGUGCGGUCUGGUCAUUCCUCCCACCUCUCCCUGCUGCAGUGACAAGUGAUCACAUGUAUUGAGUCUGCAUGUUUCCAAACUUAGAGAUCAACUAAGUGCCAUACUGUGCUGUGUGUCUCAGACAGUGACUUAAUUUAGUAGAUUUUCACAUGCUGUUAAAAAAGAAAAAACGGACCACAAUGUUUUGUGACCAAGUGCAAUAUCUGACAUUCUUAUUUAGGUAGAGGUGUGUACUGUAGUGGAGGCAGGCUAGUUAUGGUCGGAUUAGAUUCAUUUUAGGCACUGUCUCAAAUGACUUACUCGUCUUUGAAUUGUUCUCACAGAUCUCAGGCAAGUGUGACACAUCGGAAUUGUUGAUCUAAAUUGUUGAGCUUCCCCGGGAAAAGUUAGCAAGAUGCCUGCGUUGUAUUGAACAGAUUUUUUUAAUCCAGAGAGCUUGUUGCUGAUUUAAUUAUGGCAUAACUGGUAUUGUUGACUAAGAUGACAUGUCAUCGGUUAGUUUUAGUCUUCCUUGAUAUUCUUGUGUAUUUUAACACAGCUAAAACGAAAACAGUGUCACAGCGCAAAAAUGUUUCUCAAGUACAUUGUCGCGACAGCUUGAUGUGCGAGGGUCAGCUUUCACAGUUUGAGAAACUCUUAAGAUUCAUUCAGGAAAAGCGCUAUCCAGUCUGUUAUAUUUCUGUCUCAGGCAUGGAUGAAUUACUGAGUGUGUUUACCAGGCACAGGCCGGGGGGGGGGAGCCUCUGCUUGAAGUGGCCGUUAAAAUUUCUUGUUAGAAAAUCAGUCACGACAAUAACUUAGGCGACCACGAAAAGAUGCAAAAUGACUGCAAAGUCAUGCAAAUUUCCUUUUAAGGAGACGCAGAUUAACUGAAGAGAGACUUAAAGAAAUACAAGGAUUCCAAAGAUGCAAAACAACCACAGACAACUCCGAAUAGCUACAGAGAGAAACGUAAUGAUGAUAAAGACGGG
Molecule: messenger RNA, 2217 nt
Organism: Scophthalmus maximus (turbot)
Lineage: Eukaryota; Metazoa; Chordata; Actinopteri; Pleuronectiformes; Scophthalmidae
Gene: syngr3a
Product: synaptogyrin 3a
Exons: 5
Coding region: 434-1060 (208 amino acids)
Cellular component (GO): synaptic vesicle membrane; neuromuscular junction
Source: RefSeq, a predicted model, not a curated record